Molecule: messenger RNA, 1587 nt
Organism: Heterobasidion irregulare TC 32-1
Lineage: Eukaryota; Fungi; Basidiomycota; Agaricomycetes; Russulales; Bondarzewiaceae
Exons: 5
Coding region: 1-1161 (386 amino acids)
Biological process (GO): mRNA splicing, via spliceosome
Cellular component (GO): precatalytic spliceosome; U1 snRNP; U2-type prespliceosome
Molecular function (GO): mRNA binding; U1 snRNA binding
Source: RefSeq, a predicted model, not a curated record
AUGCCUGGCACCCACCUGCUCCCCCCGAAUCUCCUCAAGCUCUUCGCCCCGCGCCCACCGCUCACCUAUGCCCGGCCUUUGGACAAGGACAUCGACCGCGUCGUAAAAAAACCCGUCUCGCCCGUGGGCCCGCUCCUCGUCAUGCUGCGCGAGUCUGCGGCGCUCGCAGAGGGCGAGGGCAUGGAGGAGGGUGAGGAGCCCGCCUUCACCCACGCGGAGCAGACAAAGCGCCAGAUCAGGAAGGAGGAGCGCAAGAAGCGCAGGACGGAGGAGUUCAAAAUCGCGAAAGAGAGCUAUAAACCCUCAGAGGAUGCCGAAGCGGUCGGAGACCCGUACAAGACGCUGUUCAUCUCCCGUCUGCACAAGGGUGCAUCUGAGAGCGACAUCCGCCGUGAAUUCGAGACGUACGGGACCAUCGAACGCGUACGCAUUGUGCGCGAUAAAAAGGGACGCGGGCGAGGCUACGCGUUCAUCGUGUACGAACGCGAACGUGACAUGAAAGCUGCCUACAAGGAAUCCGAUGGACUGCACAUCAUGGGCAAGCGCAUCCUCGUCGACGUCGAGAGAGGACGCACCGUGCGUGGAUGGAAGCCCCGCCGCCUCGGUGGCGGCCUUGGUGGGCGCCCCAAGCCCGUCGAACAGGCAGCGGUCAGCAGUAGCCGAGGCGGAUUUCGAGGCGGGUUCGCGGGCGACAGAGGUGGUGGACGCGGUGGGUUCAGCGAUCGUGGAGGUGGGUUCCGCGGAGGUCGUGGGGGUGGGUUUGGUGGUGGUCGUGGUGGAGGCGGGUUUGGGGAUCGUGGUGGAGGAGGUGGGUUCCGUGGAGGCGGAGGCGGAGGGUUUAGGGGCGGACGCGACGAUUUCGGCCCGCCGCCUCGCGGUGGAGGAUUUAGGGGCAGUCGCGGAAGUGGAAUCGGCUUCCAAGGCGGAGGGGGCUUCAACGAUGGGCCACCCCCCAACAGGUAUGGCGGGCCACCCGGUGCCGGCGGGCCUGGGGGCCCGGGCGGAUAUGGCCCUCCCGGUGGUGGCGGGGGUUUCGGGGGCGGAGGCCCUGGAUACGGGCCGCCGAGCGGGAGAGGAGAUUUCGGGGGUGGGUACCGAGGAGACCUCAAGCGCGAAAGUUCCGGGUUCGACGAGAGGGACGCCAAACGGCCACGGUACUAGACGAUGCGACGAGAACAGGACGGUGCGACGCGGCGUGGAUCGGUCGAGGUAUGCUGCUGUAUAUGAUGCUGCCCUCCGUGCUCGGCGCGUGUGCGUAUAUGUUUGCGUGGGCGUGUAAGUUGCGGGUUUGGUUUGGCUCGGUACCAUGAUUUUUGCUCUCCUUUCUAUCGCUGUUUCGGUUUCAGUUUUUUCUUUCUCGUCUCUGCUUUCUCCCUCUGCUUUUCUCGUUUCAUCAGCCACCCCCCCCCCCCUGAUCUUUGCUCGGUCGUCUCAUCUCGAGCCGCGCGCUCUGUGUUUAUGUUUGCGUAAGUAUUAUGGUUGCCGGACACGUUACACGGCGACGGCCUGUGAUGCCGAGGCAAGUAUAGUACGACAUUUCCGUUUGGUUGACACAGACGUUCGCACAGGAACAGAGAACCGAACCAG